AGGAUUCAAAUAAAACUUCCAACUUAGAAGUUGGUGCCAAAAUAGUGAGCAAGAAAAAUCUUAGUGACAAUCUAACUUCGACUGGUCAGAACACUAGAACGUUUGGUAGUGGUUACAUAUCAGCAGCCACCAAAAUAUUUGAUCAUUCGAUUUCAAGCCCGUUUCAAUUACAGAACAAAUCGCUUGGAUUUUCAAAUUAUGAGUCUUCUCCGCUGAAUAAAAACAUAUUUGGUUCAGGAUUCAUAAACACUGGAGAUUCAUUGAUGGGGAAAUUUGUUACUCAAGAAUCUCCUGUAACUUCAAUUUUCAAUGAUACUUCAUAUAAUGAAGAUGAAAAUAAUAGAGAAAGCAACACCGAAAAUGGAAUGUCUUUUGGAAUGGGAGCGAAUUCCUUGCUAUUGGAAAGAAGAUAUGAACGAUCAGUGUUAUUAUUGGUAAUUACUUUUUAG
Molecule: messenger RNA, 449 nt
Organism: Acaulospora morrowiae
Lineage: Eukaryota; Fungi; Glomeromycota; Glomeromycetes; Diversisporales; Acaulosporaceae
Source: the annotation of a GenBank genome assembly